UCAAUGGCGGAGGCUGGGGGGGGGGGCAGACUUUGCACCCCUGGGUCCAGGAUGAAAACCGCAGCACAGCACUCGACUCUGAUGAAAUCAACUAUGUGGCUGAGACUUUUCUUCACCUUCGUCUUCAGCUCCUGCGGCUGCCGGGCGGCAUCAGUCUUUCUGGAUCCAGAUCAAGCCCAUGGCGUCCUGGUCCGGACUCGGAGGUAUAACUCGGGCUGGCUGGAGGAGCUCCAGAUGGGAGAUCUGAAGAGGGAGUGUCUUGAGGAGAAAUGCUCCUAUGAGGAGGCCCGGGAGGUGUUCGAACACACCGAGACCACGAACGAAUUCUGGAAAAUAUACAACAUCCCAGACAGCUGUAAGUCGAACCCCUGCCUGAACGGCGGCAGCUGCUCCACCCAGGGUUCAUCCUACACCUGCUACUGCCUGCCAGAGUUCAGCGGACUCAACUGUGAGCUCGAGUACAUGGACGUUCCCGACACCUGCCUGCUGGAGAACGGAGGCUGUGACCAUUUCUGUGACGAAGAGGUGGGAGGACGAAGUCUAAACUGCUCGUGUGCAGAUGGCUACUUCCUGGAUGUUGAUGGGCGGAGCUGCGUAGCAAAUGAGUCGGUAGUGUGCGGCAUGGUCCCCAUCCUGGAGGGGGAGAACAAAGCCAAUCAGCUCGACCCUCGAGCUCGAAUUGUUGGAGGAACCGAAUGCCCCAAAGGUGAAUGCCCCUGGCAGGUUUUGCUGGUUUACAAAGGCAAAGGUUUCUGUGGAGGAGUGAUUUAUAAACCCACAUGGAUCCUCACAGCAUCUCACUGCCUGGAGGACACCGAUGCUCAGUUCCUGAAGGUGGUCGCAGGUGAACACAACACGGUGGUCAACGAGGGCACGGAGCAGCUCAUCGAGGUUGCCGAGAUCAUCAUGCACGAGAACUACGAGACACGCACUGCCAACAACGACAUCGCCCUCCUUCGCCUGGCGUCGCCCAUCACCUACACCACUUAUGCCGUCCCGGCCUGUCUGCCGACGCGUCCCCUGGCCGAGCGCGAGCUCUGGGCCGUCAGCCUGCACACGGUGAGCGGCUGGGGGAGGAGGAGCGAGAACGGACCCACCUCACACCUCCUGCGGCGUCUGAAAGUGCCGCGGAUCCGGACCCAGCAGUGUGUGGCGGAGAGCGGCGUGGUGCUCACCGAGAACAUGUUCUGCGCCGGGUACAUUGAGGGCCAGCAGGACUCGUGUAAAGGCGACAGUGGCGGACCCCUGGUGACAGAGUACAAAGGGACGGUGUUCCUGCUGGGCAUCGUCAGCUGGGGGAAGGGUUGCGCCCGACCGGGCAACUACGGCAUCUACACCCGAGUGUCCAACUACCUGGAGUGGAUCCACAACCGAACAACACCAUCACCACCGCCGCCAGCUCAGCCAACAAACAACACCACGCCUUCCUUACACAACGUGAAUGCGAGAGCGGAGCUACAACAUUUACUGCAGUCAAACAGUUCACAGUGGUAAAGCUUGUUCAAGUCGAGUUAAUUACAUGUAAACUAAAGUACACUGCAAUGUCAUGUCUUAUUUCAGUUUACAGAAUGACUGUACUUUUUUACUGGAUAUUUUGUUUUAAGCACAAAUAAACAGAAAAUGAAGGCAGUGUCACACUGUAAAGUGAUAAGUGAUUUUAACUCAGACACAUUGUACAUAGUAUAGUGCAGUGUAACUUAUAAAAGCUGCUUCAUCAACAAUCUUUUAACAAAUUCAUUUGUUAUACUUAAAAUUUAGUUAAAAUAACUGUUGAUAUUACAGUGUAUCAAAGAAAAAGGACAAAAUACCCAAAGUCAACAACAUCGGGUAGGAAGCCGCUCUGAACGGAGAUAAACCGCCGUUAUGACAUCACAACAACAACUUGGACUCACUGUUAUUGUCUCAAUAUAACACAACGUGAUUGUUUACUGCUUAAAUGUUGCUGUCACUGUCCUGUCGAGGUGUCUUCUAAUGUAACAUAUCUGAAAUAAUAAAUAUAAUAAACUAUAAGUCAAAUGUAAUUAUAAAUAUAAA
Messenger RNA from Dicentrarchus labrax (European seabass), 2034 nucleotides. RefSeq names its product coagulation factor VII-like. Gene Ontology annotation, cellular component: extracellular region. Lineage: Eukaryota; Metazoa; Chordata; Actinopteri; Moronidae. The transcript has 8 exons. The coding region runs from base 4 to 1494 and encodes 496 amino acids. The record is from RefSeq and is a predicted model, not a curated record. Gene Ontology annotation, molecular function: serine-type endopeptidase activity; calcium ion binding. Gene Ontology annotation, biological process: proteolysis; blood coagulation.